AUAGGUUGGCUUCGAUCCUGCUAUCGGAGAAGGUUCGGUACUCCUCGACAAGGUACAGUCGUGCAUGGCGGCCGGGCGACCCUUAAGCUGACAUCGGAGUGUAAUCCCCUGAUGAGCACCUGUAACCUGUCGGAUUAUUCCCAUGUGUGGCUGAUCUACAUAUUUCAUGAGAACACCAAUUUGGGAACCAAGACUCAAGUGAAGAGCAAGGUUCGGCCCCCGAGGCUGGGAGGAGAAAAGGUGGGCCUCUUUUCCACAAGGACUCCACAUCGACCCAAUCCUAUCGGUCUCUCUCUCGUGAGGCUGCAGAAAAUCGAGAAGGGGGUAUUCACAUUUAUUGAGUCUUACGGCAUGUCCAGGCAUUUCUCUGGUCUGGACCUCAUUGAUGGGACACCGAUUCUCGACGUCAAGCCCUAC
Guillardia theta CCMP2712 is the source of this 417-nucleotide messenger RNA. RefSeq lists its product as hypothetical. The transcript is spliced from 4 exons. The annotation marks the transcript as partial. Lineage: Eukaryota; Cryptophyceae; Pyrenomonadales; Geminigeraceae. The record is from RefSeq and is a predicted model, not a curated record.